AUCAGUUUAUGCUUAGAGAAUAUCCAGUUUUUUUUCUUCUAAAUUUGCUCAAGAUUGUUCAUGAUGGAAGUUUCGAUUGCUUGUUUCCAGUUCGUUUCGUGACUGUGUAAUUUGACUUGUACGGGAGCAAGGAAAUUUUCAAGACUGUGAGAAAUAUGGCUGCUUAUUACUCUGGUUCAGAUAAUCAUAGAGAUACGGAAGCGCCGAUGAUCUGUUUAAGAGAAUCGAUGCCGGGUUCGUAUGUUGAGGGACCAGUUCUUCCUGGUAAUACGAUGUUGUAUAUGAGUACCGGGUCCUAUUCUGGUGCAUUUACUGGGAAUUCUCAGCAGCAAAACAACUGUAUCGAGAUUCCGGCUGUGGAAACUUCGGUUUCGGCUCCACAGCAUCAAGGGAUCUUGUCGAACAUCGGUGGUUGUCCAGUCGGGGAGCACGGUUUUGGUGCUUGGAGGGAUGGUAGAAAUGAAAUGCUGGCUAUGCAGUCACUGGCUGGUACUUCCAGCAUCAUUCACAGUGGUCAAGGAUUAUCCUUGAGCCUUGGUACCCAAAUCCCCUCUGGAAUCCAAAUCCCUUAUCGGAAUCCCGGUUCGGGUUUUUCCGUUGGUAAUCAAGAUUCGAAUAAAGGGGUAUUGCCUGCAUAUGGAGUGUCAAGUAUGACAAGAGCCAUUCCUGAUUCCAAGUAUUUCAAGGCUGCACAACAACUGCUUGAUGAAGUUGUUAAUGUUCGAAAGGCUCUAAAGCCACCUGAUGGAGGGAAAAAUCGGAACUCACAAGAUAAUCGGAUGAAGAAUUCUGAGGAAGAUGAUGGGGGAUCAAAGAAUGUGCUUGCAAACCAGCAAGAAUCCUCCAUGAACUCUCCAAAAGAGCUCUCACAUGCUGAAAGACAAGAAUUACAAGACAAGUUAACAAAGCUGCUGUCCAUGUUGGACGAGGUUGAUCGCAGGUAUAAACAUUAUUAUCAUCAGAUGCAGAUUGUUGUAUCAUCAUUCGAUGCGGUAGCAGGGUGUGGAGCUGCUAAGCCUUACACUACGCUUGCUUCACAGACUAUAUCACGCCAUUUUCGGUGCCUGCAAGAUGCAAUCAAUGAGAAAAUUCAGGCAACACGUACAAGUCUUGGAGAACAUGAUACUUCGGAAAACAGUAAAGAAGUAAGGAUUACUCGUCUGCGUUAUGUGGACCAGCAGCUGAGGCAACAGAGAGCUCUUCAGCAGCUUGGUAUGAUGCAACAACAUGCAUGGAGGCCUCAGAGAGGGCUCCCCGAAAGCUCUGUUUCAAUACUUCGUGCGUGGCUGUUUGAGCAUUUUCUUAAUCCCUACCCGAAGGAUUCUGAUAAGAUCAUGCUAGCAAGACAGACAGGCUUGACUAGAAGUCAGGUUUCGAAUUGGUUCAUAAAUGCUCGGGUGCGCCUAUGGAAGCCUAUGGUCGAAGAGAUGUACAAGGAAGAAUUUGCUGCUGCAGAAAUGGAUUCUAAUUCUUCAUCUGAUAAUGCGGUCAAAGCAACAAAAGGCGAUACAAUGACCUCCGAGGACAGAGAUGAAGAUCUGCAACGAAGUGGGAGUUCAUCAGCAAUAGAGAGAUUUAGCAACGGACAGCUCAUGGAUUUGAAAUCCGACAAUGUUCAUGAUGUAGAUAUCUCAGGAUCAACCCCCGAAGCUGGUUUCCUGAAUGUCACGUGUGGAGAAUCUGAAACUGAGUAUGUCUUACAGAAGCUAAGGGAGGAGCAGAGGCUUACUAUGGGCAUCUCUAACAUCCCCGAUUCAAGUGUUCAUCUAGAUGGCAGUGGCCACCGGUUUAUGGCAGCCGCUGCUUACAAUGUGUCUGAAUUGGGGAGGUUUGACAGUGGAAACGGUGUAUCCCUCACUUUGGGAUUGCAGCAUUAUGAAGAUGGUAGCAUAGGUAUGCCAGGUGGAAGGCGUCAUCAAAAUUUCUUUGCAAUGAGAGGGGAUGAAAUGUACAAUCCGAUAAUGACUUCAAUGGGAGCCGAAACAGCGGAUUUUGAAUGCAUAAACCCAGGUAAUCAACAACAGGGUUUCAAUUCCUCUCAGUUACAUGAUUUUGUUGCAUGAAAUGUACUCGAAUGCGGUUUAAACUUUCUUUAAUCGUUCUUAUGGAGAGGAACCGUAAUCACCGGAAGAAGAGACAGACUCUCAGCUCCGUUAGGAAUUGAUUGGUGAUUCUGCAUAUUUGUAAAGAUAUAUGAUUUUUGUUAAUACGGUGAAAGGGAAAUUUUGUACAUGUACAACUAGUUCAGGAAUCAGA
This is a messenger RNA of Hibiscus syriacus, 2256 nucleotides long. RefSeq names its product BEL1-like homeodomain protein 6. The transcript is spliced from 4 exons. The record is from RefSeq and is a predicted model, not a curated record. Gene Ontology annotation, molecular function: DNA-binding transcription factor activity, RNA polymerase II-specific; RNA polymerase II cis-regulatory region sequence-specific DNA binding. Gene Ontology annotation, biological process: regulation of transcription by RNA polymerase II. Bases 156 to 2063 code for a protein of 635 amino acids. Lineage: Eukaryota; Viridiplantae; Streptophyta; Magnoliopsida; Malvales; Malvaceae.